GUUACAUAUAUUUACGUUUCACCUCCUAAUGGCUACCAAACCACUCAUUACUGGUGACGAAAUAGUGUUUGUGGUUGCCUUGUGCCUAGGAAGAAAUGGAAAUGUCUCGAAAUUAGUAGAUUAAGGAUAUUUCCAUAAAACCCGUGACACUCAAGACAGUCCAUACUACAAGAAUCAGGGACCAGGGAGAAUCAAGACCACGGAGAAUAUGUGGUAGAGUUCUCAUGCCUUGACUGAGACGCAAACACUUUCACCAUCCCAGGACGACCACGAGGAGGACAGCCAGAGCGACCUCUCCGCCUCGGCCACAGAAACCUCCUCCCUGGUGACAGUGCGCGCCGGUUGCUGCAGUUUCAACCCCGUGAGCAGGACGGGCAAGCGAUGGCACCAGCUGCAGAUGGUGACGCUGCCCUUCAUCCCCAUCGCCGCCCUCAUCAUCCAGAACUGCAUCCUCGUGGCCAACGUCGUCACCCACCAGAACGAGAUUAACACUCUUGGCAAGCAGGUGGACGGCACGGUGGAGCUGGGCAUGCUGCUGACGGCGUUGCAGCUGGAGAGGGCAGAGGUGGCCUAUUUCAUCUUCUCCAACGGGACUAAGCUCAGAACCAACCUGGAUGACACCUUCCGCCGCACUGACACCAUCCUGGAGAAGGUGCACUCUUGGCCCAAGUUCAACGGAGGGAAUAUGCAGCUCCUCUCCUCCAAGUUACGCUUCCAGAUCAGACUUGAGGACCUCAGGAAAAGUGUGAACGAUGCUGACGAUUCAGUGGGGGAGAAGAUGGUGUGGUACAACUACAUCACCUUCUUCGUCAUGGAGGCUAUUGUGUCCAACAUUAAGGACGCCACCAUCUCCAGCGUCUGGAAGCUGCUGAUGGCGUACAAAGACAUGAUCCGGGCGGUGGAGUACUUCGGCAUCGUCAUGGUGGAGGGCCUCUCCUUCUUCGGGAGCGGCAGUCUGUCCCGUGACCGCUUCGUCAACUUCGUGGUGCAUGACAUCCUGGCGUGGAAGUCCCUCAACCAGACCAAGGACUUCGUGAGCCUGGUGCGGCGCCAGGUGGAGGGAUUCAGCGAGAAGUACGAGGAAUUCAAGAACAUCACGGAAUGGCGUGACCUCAUCCUGGCAAAUGAGGCUCAGGAUAGUGACCUCAAAAUUGCAGAACGACUAUUUCUACGUCAUGGUUCGCUUCACUGACGAACUCCGGGACAUCCAGUGGCAGCUCCUCGACUUAAUUAGGGACUACAUGCAAGACGAGACCUGGCUGGCGGACACGAAGGUCACCAUAAGCAUCGUCCUGCUGGUGAUGGUACUGGCGAUCUCCCCUGUCAUUAUCUUUCUGGUGCGACACGCCACCUUCAGCAUCCAGGUGUUCGCGGCC
Scylla paramamosain (green mud crab) is the source of this 1376-nucleotide messenger RNA. RefSeq lists its product as uncharacterized. The transcript has 8 exons. NCBI's taxonomy places the organism in Eukaryota, Metazoa, Arthropoda, Malacostraca, Decapoda, Portunidae. The coding region runs from base 398 to 1192 and encodes 264 amino acids. The record is from RefSeq and is a predicted model, not a curated record.